GGGUGUAGCCUAAUAUAAAUAUGACACUACCUGCUGUCCAGGACAGACAACAAAAAGAUCGGUACCUGAUAGAGAUAUUGAAUUAUUGAUACUGUACAGAAGUAGCUACAAGUAAUCUAAAAAGAUUACGGAAAAUCUACUGUCACUUUCUGCUGUGCAGCUUGCAGUCUCACAGAGGAAGUGAGUGUAUUCUUCUAGUCUAUCGGUUUCUUCUCUUUUGUACCUCCAGCUGUUGAAAACCCCGGGGUUACUUUGUCUUUCCUUGCUCCUGUUAUUUUUGUUAUUAUUCUUUGUGUACAUGUUUAUUUACUACUUUGUCUGUUAUAGAAGUCCGAGAGGGGGUUAUUUCUGUUUUCUACUUCAUUCUUUGGACACCUAGAAUAAGAUCACGAUGGCGCAUAGAUUUUGUAAGGGAUCUGCUUGCACUUGUUUGUCUUGCUGCCACAUUCCACCUGCUCCUUUAGAGGGAGAUAUGACAUUUAUGCAUAGCACAGAUCCAAAUAAUGUCAAAUACUGUCAUACAUGGGAAAGAGAUUGUGGGUUUAAUGGGAAAUUAACUGUUAAAGAGUGCCAAAAUAAGAAAGAUAAAAUUAAAUCCUUUUGUCCCAAAUACCAAAGAAGAUACGGUCUGACGGUGGCUGAAGAAUGGCUGCAGCAGGCACAGAAUAGGGUAGAAAACCAGAACAAAAAGAUGGGUAGUUUAUGUAAGCUUCAAAAUCAAUUGCCCUUGGUAGAUGAAGAGGACGACAUUGUGUGUUACACACGACGGCCAUUGCCCUACCAUUCCCUACCCAUAGCACAACCUAAAAUUCCUCUCGUAUCAUUAAUCGAUCCUGCCCUGUCCCCAGCAAAGACUACUACCCCCACACAAGUGUCUCCUUCUGGCCUAGCCCAGGUCUUCUCUGUGAAGGUGAAGGUUUUUUCACAAGGUGAUGACGAUGACGAGUGUGGUGAAUAUAUUGCUGUUGCCACAGCCGAGCAUAGCGGUAGUGGAAGAGGUCGGGGUGGCAACAGGAGGAGAAGAAGAAGAGGUAGAUCGAGGGGACAAGGUAAAAAUCAGAGAAACAGAGAAGGUUGGCCAGAUAACGGAUGGGUGGAGAAAAGAGAAUGUUGGUCAUGCCACCAACAAGGACACCUGGCUAGGGACUGUCCGGACGGACCAGAACCCUGGAAAACAGGAUGACUAGACAUGGAAAGUAUAAGUCACCUAGGAAAAGUGAGAUAUAUUGACAAACUACCAGAGGUGACUUUAACAGUAGUUUGGGUUUAAUGAUAGAUUGACUGUACAAUAAUGGCACGCUUUACGUGGUAGGAUUAAGGAAAUGAGUCUAACAGAACAAAAGAAGCUCCCUGGCUGGUGCAGGGAAAGAACCGCACCCAAGUAUACAGUUAUAAGCUAAAAGGCAAAGAUAAAUGUGAAGGUGACUACUUGUUUAAGAGGAUGGGAAAUAAUAUGUUACUGAAGGCGAAGGUAGGAAUAGAAUAGGUGAGAGUGUUUAUGUAAGUGAUACUAUGGUACAAGAAUGUGGAAAAGUUAAUACUUUGUUAAAGAAUAUACUGAAGGAGUCAGGGGGACCGCAGGGGUCCCCUGGAUCAAUGAAUAGCAUAAUAAUAAUAGUAGUGAAUACUUUCCCUUUUUAAAAUUGUUAGUAUAAAUGAAAGUGUUAUAAUUAAUCAUUUCAAACUAGCAAAAAGAUAAGGAAAAUCUACGUGAUAAUAAUUGAAGGUUAUUGUAUAUAUUUGCAUAAUUUUAUCCUUUUAUACUUUUGUGAAUGUAUGAAGAGCCCUUUGUGUGUGUCCUAUCUGUUAUUGUGUUACCUCUUGUAUAUGAUUCUUUGUGUUUGCAGUCUUUGUGAUAUUGGUUGUUACAAAAGAAGGGAAUGCUUGUAGAUAGUGUUGUGUAUUCUGUGAUGCUGUCCUCUCCAUCUCCUCUCUGCCUGGAGUCUGUGUACAUCGUGAGUGUAGGAUGUUGUGAAACCUGUGUUAUUUACUGUAUAUACAGCGCUUGCUAUAUCUAAUAUGCUACAUUUUAAAGUGAGUAUUGGAUUUCUAUGGUAAUGGAAGACAAAGUAAAACUUAUUUUUCCCAUCUCUUAUGUGAGCUGUAACAUGUUUAAUCUUUGUUGUAUAAAAAUAUAGAAUCCUCAAAGCAUAGGCAUAGUGCUAUGUUUCAAAAUGGCGUCCGGAGACUAGCCAACGCCCAAGCAUUCCAACAGGAGGGGCUUGUAUUUUAUACAAAGGGAUGUAUAAUUAACGUAGGAGAAUUUGUGGAUGGUUUUAAUAAAUGCUAAAGACAUAAUAUCGUAGGAUAAAUUAGGUAUUCAAUGCUUGCAGUACAUACAUGUAGUAGAUGUAAAAGUUGCCGGAUUAGUGGAAAUUCUGGAGUAUGCAAUGUCUAGUUGACUAAUUAUAGCAGAAUACAGUUUCUCAGCGAGGCUAUUUAUCAGGCUGGUGAUCUUUAGUUAAGCUUCUGUGUUUCUGAGUAUGUUCGCACUCAGUAUGUAUUUGUGUCAGUCCUGUUUUGGUUUUGGUUAUAAUUCUGGAUCUCUGCAGAUAAAAAAAUUCUGGUUUGUAUUUUGUGCUAUUUUUCUAUCUAGAUGUAUGUAAUGCGGCUUGUGAUGCUAUUUCUGUUUGUGUUCUGAUUCUGUUCUAUUUGGGUUUCUCCAUGUUUGUUCCAGUGUGUAUUUUGUUCUAGAUUUGUAUCUAAUCAGGGAGUCUUUAGCUGUGGUUGUUGACAUGCUUUGUUUUGGGUUUUGCCUACUGUAUAAUAAUCCUAAUAUGUCUUGAUAUCUGUUUGUUAUUUUGUAGUGUCUAUUGUAGUUCAGGAAUGGACUGGUGCCCAGUAGUCAUGUGACCUGUGGUUUAUUGCUUAUGUAGUGGACCCUAAAGCAGUUUCAGCUACUCUGUGACAGAACUGCAAGGGUGCUCAACUUGGUAUAUAAGAUGCCUUAUGCUGUCCCCCCCUUCUCUGUCUUUUUCUCAGAAGUUCUGUGUCAGAGUACAAGUGCUGCUUUUAAACCAUUGUUGUCCCAUUGGGUUUAAUGUAGAUUCCAUUCACUGACAUGUAAUAGCAUUGGUGUUUUCAGGAAUUCCACUUCAGCACAUCACAAUCUCAGCACCCCACAGUCCCCCUCCUUGCAUACACCCCUUAUCUUAUAGAACAGGUCCUUGAAUACAGAAUCUCCCUUCUUGAGGAGGGACGGGGUGUGGGAUUUUAGACUAACAAAGAACAAAGGAUGUAGUAUCAUUGAUGGCCUCUAAUGAUCUCCUUGUGACCCAUGUCUCAAGAGGGGGAAGUAUGGGGUAUUAAUAGCACUGUAUACGGUUUAAUAAACUACUUAAAAAUUGACUUUUGUUCCCAAUGCAUGAUAUGUGCAAGACACAAUCCACAAGGAGGUAUUAGACCAAUGAGAAGCAAAGUUGACAUUUUGUAAACUAAACUAUAAAACACCUAAUAGCAAACUGAGAGAAGCUAUGGAGGAGACAGGGAAAAGUUGGAUGCACUGUUUACCAUGAGCUGUUCUGAGUAUUACACCCACUAAAGAUGGAUUACCGUUUUACCACCUAUUCAUUCAAGUACAUAUUCAUUCAUGUACUUAUUACAACCUGUUGACCAAUAGACCUGUUGAACUACAAAGAACAGUCCUCUUAUUUGGAAGACAGGGAUGGUUUAUCCUGGAUGUCAGUCUACAUACUGUGUGAACAUGUAGGAAGAUAUAACAGUAAAACAGAUGCUAGUCACCAGCGAUAGUGGAUCUGACUAUACGGAGCCGCCAUCAGCCACGCGGUCCUGCGCACAUGAUUGCAGCGGUUGCCACACAGUCACAAGAAGUGAGAGUGUAACCCCCAGCAAGCACAGCUCAAGCCAAACCACACUGAAGUCUCUUCUGACCCAGACUGAGCCUGCACAGAGUCACUAAGCAGCCAGCAACAGGAACACCAUGUCCGCCAGCCAGGCAUCAUCAUGCAGGACAAGGUCACAAGCAAGCUGCUCUAGCAAGUCCUCCAUAAAAGAAAUGGCUGCUCUCGCCCGUGCCGAAGCUGAGGCUGCAAAAGUAAGGGCUUCCUUUGCUGCACAAGAGAUGCAACUAAAGUCUUCCUUUGCUGCACAAGAGAUGCAACUAAAGAUAUCACUGGAAAAACUAGCAGCAGAGAAAGAAGCGGCAGCCGCAAUAGCCAAAGCAGAGUGCUUAGAAGCCAUAGACUGUUCUGAAUCUGAGAAGCACAGCCAAGUACUCGGACCAGACUUAGAUCAACAAGAUCCAGCACAGCGCGUCUCAGAAUAUGUCUACCAGCAUCCCAAGAGAGAUGACACCUAUGAUCCAGUAUAUCAGCCAGCGUAUACAGAGUGUCAAAGACCUUACCUUUAAUCACAGUACCUCGAGCAAGACGGUAUGCGGCAAAGUGAUCCCGACCACAACUACCGCUCUACAGGACAAAAGCUAAGACCUUCGCUUCAACUUAAAGGGACACCAUUCGCGUCAGAGCGGUAUUAUACAGACUUUCCUAAGCCAGAAACUUCCAAAAGGUAUGGUGAUACACCACACACGCAGCAUAACAGCACACAGGGUAGUGUUGGCGCCAACCAUGCGGUCAUGGACUUUGCUAAGUUCUUGGCUAAACGUGAACUGGUUACCAGGGGACUUAUAAAGUUCACUGAUCGCCCCGAGAGCUACAGGUCAUGGCGAGCCUCCUUUCAGAACGCCAUAAGGGACUUAGAUCUUUCCUGUAGUGAGGAGUUAGAUCGCUUGGUAAAAUGGCUUGGAAAUGAAUCUGCUGAACAUGCCAAAAGAAUCAGAGACAUUAACAUAAACUAUCCGGGAAAAGGCCUAAAGAUGGUAAAGGGAAAGACUUGAUGAAUGUUAUGGGUCAAUAGAAGCUAUAGAAAAUGUUUUAUAUAAAAGAAUUGAAACUUUUCCCAAAAUAGUGGGUAGGAGUUACCAAAAGCUCAGGGAACUCAGUGACUUGUUAAUAGAGUUACAGGUUGCUCAGGCAGAAGGAUAUCUACCCGGGCUAGCAUUCCUGGACACCGCCAGAGGUGUUAAUCCAAUUGUCCAAAAACUUCCUUAUAACCUACAGGAGAAGUGGAUCACGCAUGGUUCUCAUUAUAAACAGUCCCAUAACGUACCAUUUCCUCCCUUUAAAGUGUUUGAAGACUUUGUUGCUCAACAGGCAAGGAUCAGAAAUGAUCCCAGUUUUGAUUUUACACUGUCAUGUCCUACUGCCCCUGGUGUCAAACCUCACAAAACACCAGUGGCAGUCCACAAAACUAAUGUUGCUUCCACAGGUUCUCCUUACAGGUCGUUCAAGCCUUCUCAAGAAGGGAACAAACUGGAAGACGUUAGCAAGCAAUGCCCCUUGCACAAGAAACCACAUCCUCUACUGAAAUGCAGAGCCUUCAGGGAGAAGUUUUUAGAGGACCGCAAAGAAUUCCUCAAAGAGAACAACAUCUGCUUCAGGUGCUGCACUACAACAACGCAUUUCGCCAGGAACUGUAAGGUCAGUGUGACAUGCACAGAAUGUGGGAGCACGGAACACAACACGGCUUUGCACCCUGGACCACCCUCUCAGGUAUCAUCCCAAGCAGAGGAGCGUGACAGAAAGCAGAUAGACACUGACGUAGACACCGCAAUAGUCACUUCUCAGUGUACAGAGGUCUGCAAAGGACUUACAGGAGGGAAGUCCUGCUCAAAAAUCUGCCUUGUCAGAGUUUACCCGACCGGCUACCGAGAUAAGGCGAUCAAGGUAUAUGCAAUCUUGGAUGACCAAAGCAACAGGUCUCUAGCUAAAUCCACCUUCUUCGACACCUUAAACAUCGUAGGGCCUGGUUCUCCCUACUCCUUAAGAACAUGUGCAGGUACCGUUGAGACGGCGGGGAGGAAGGCAGCUGGGUACAAGGUAGAGUCCAUAGAUGGUCAGACCUGCUUGUCUCUGCCAACCAUACUGGAGUGUAAUCACAUUCCUGACAACCGAUCUGAGAUACCUACACCUGAGGUAGCAGCACACCACCCCCACUUGAAGCGUAUAGCUCACCUUAUACCGGAGCUGGACCCAGAAUCUCCAAUAUUCCUACUCCUUGGAAGAGACAUACUACAAGUUCACAAGGCUAGAGGACAGAUUAAUGGACCCCAAAACGCUCCAUACGCCCAGAGACUUGACCUAGGAUGGGUCAUCAUAGGAGACGUCUGUCUAGGAGGGGUACACAAGCCGACCUCGGUCUACAGUAUGCUCACCAACACACUUGAAAAUGAACAUCCAUCCCUAUUCCAGCCAUGUCAGAGUAGUUUCCUGAUAAAAGAAUUUCCACACAGCGAUCCCGUGCCUUGUCCUUACGUGGAUUUCUCCUGUGAAGAUCAUGCUUGUGAUGGUGAGCAAGAUCACCUAGGGUGCACAGUCUUCCACAGAACAAGAGAAGACAACAGGGUUGCAAUGUCCAUAGAAGACAGACUGUUCUUGGAUAUCAUGGAGCAAGGAAUAGUAAAAGACAAAUCAAACAGCUGGGUCGCACCUACCGUUUAGACCCCAAAGAUGGCGCCUACCUAACAACAAGGAACUUGUUUACAAUCGAUUUAGCUCCCUCAGACACAAACUCCAGAGGAACCUAGAGAUGAAAGAACAUUUCUUUACCUUCAUGGAAAGAAUAUUUCAGAACAACCUCGCAGAGAUGGCACCCACCCUACAAGAUUCAGAAGGGUGUUGGUACUUACCCAUAUUCGGUGUGUAUCAUCCGGAAAAAAAACAGGACAAAUAAGAGUAGUAUUCGACUCAAGUGCCAAGUGCGAAGGUGUCUCGCUAAACGAUGUCUUACUGUCUGGUCCAGACCUCAACAACAAGCUUUUGGAGGUACUUCUACACUUCCGCAAAGAUUCUGUAGCAUUUAUGGCCGACAUAAAACAAACGUUUCACUGCUUCCUUGUCAAGGAAGAACACAGAAACUACCUGAGGUUUUUCUGGUACCACAACAACGACCCUACUGAGGACAUUGUAGAAUACCGAAUGAGAGUGUACAUUUUCGGAAACAGUCCUUCCCCUGCAGUGGCUAUCUACGGUCUCAGACAUUCAGCCCGAGAGGGUGAAACAAAGUACGGGUCAGAUGCCAGGUCCUUUGUGGAAAAGGAUUUCUAUGUGGACGACUGUUUGAAAUCUACACCCAUGAAUGAGACCGCAAUCAGUCUCCUGAAAAGAGCUCAAGAGAUGCUCGCCUUAUCUAAUUUGAGGUUGCACAAAAUCGCCUCCAACAGCUGUGAGUUAAUGGAGGCCUUCUCACCCCAAGACCACUCAAGUGGUCUAAAGGACUUGGAUCUUAGUACAGACUCCCUUCCCAUGCAGCGAAGCCUUGGUUUGCUUUGGGAUUUAAAGGCAGACACAUUUACCUUUAAAAUCAGCACAGACAAAAAACCCUUCACACGCAGAGGAGUCCUGUCUACCAUAAACAGCUUAUAUGAUCCUCUGGGAUUCGUAGCGCCAGUUACCAUCCAGGGUAAAAUGAUGCUAAGAGACUUCACCACAGAAAAGGCUGAUUGGGAUGAUCCACUUCCCAUGGAGAAAAAAGACCUGUGGACAGGUUGGAGAAAGUCUCUUGAAGGUUUGUCCAGCCUUCAGGUAGCACGACCAUAUGCUUCCGUGUCAUCAACUGGAGUCAAUAUGCAAAGACUGUAUAUUUUCUGCGAUGCUUCAGUCAAGGCGAUUGCAGCUGUAGCGUACCUAAAGACUAUAGAUGUCACAGAACAAUGCCAAGUGGGUUUUGUUAUGAGCAGCACCAAACUGGCACCACUCCGCGAGCACACGAUACCCAGAUUGGAACUCUGCGCUGCUUGCAGUGGAGUUGGCUGAACAUAUAACAACAGGACUACAUCUGGAAAUCGAGGAAGUCGAGUUCUACACAGACAGCAAGGUAGUCCUAGGAUACAUUUGCAACGAGAUAAGACACUUCUAUGUCUAUGUCAGCAAUCGGGUACUUAGGAUCAGGAGAUCCACUUGUCCUAAACAGUGGCACUAUGUGUCCACACACCAUAACCCUGCAGACCAUGCGACUAGAUCUGUCGCAGCAAGCCAUCUUAAAGACACAACAUGGUUUACAGGUCCUGCAUUCCUGUACCGUUCUAUGUCUUGCAACAUCGAAUCUGACUUGUUCGACUUAGUAGACCCGGAUGCGGAUGAAGAAAUCCGACCUGAAGUAUCGGUUCUACAUACGGUGACUUCAGACCACCAACUCAAGUCUCAUCGUUUCGAAAAGUUCUCCACCUGGAUGUCACUUGUUCGUGCUAUAGCCUGUCUUGUUCAUAUAGCUCAGUCAUACAAAUCAACAUUUCUUGUGAACCAGAAACCAAGCACGCAUUUACUGUUCCAAAUAUGGAAAGGUCCAAAGACUUAAUAAUUCUCACUAUACAAGGUGAAUGUUAUGCUAAAAAGAGAGAGAGACUACCUCAACAAAGGCCAAACAGUCUCCAAGGAUAGCGCUUUGAAGAAGUUUGAUCCCAUCAUUGACAAAAAUGGGCUGCUCAGAAUAGGAGGCCGUCUUCAAGAAGCCAAAGUGGAAUUUGGGGAGAAACACCCUGUAAUAAUUCCCGGACAUCAUCACGUCACGACCUUGCUUGUAUGGCACCAUCACAUUCAAGUGAAACAUCAAGGCCAAUUGUUUACUGAAGGGAAUCUACGAGCUGCCGGACUAUGGAUAGUUGGAGCUAAGAGGUGUGUGAGCAAGCUCAUCUUUAACUGUGUCACCUGUCGCAAACUUUGUGGCAUGUUCCAGAAUCCAAAGAUGGUUAGUCUUCCAAUUGAGAGGCUCAGUACAGAUCCUCCUUUCACCAACGUUGGUUUAGAUAUAGUUGGUCCUUGGUCAGUGGCUACACGGCACACUAGAGGUAGUCAUGCCAGCGCAAAACGUUGGGCGGUCAUGUUUACUUGUAUGUCCAGCAGAGCUGUUCAUAUAGAAGUGGUUGAAUCCAUGGACACUUCAAGUUUCAUAAAUGCACUUCAACGGUUUAUUGCCAUCAGAGGGCCCAUGAAGCAUAUUCGCUCAGACAGAGGCACGAAUUUCGUUGGAGAAGUGAAAGAACUUCAAAUUCCUUCCAACUUGGACACUAUCAAUGUCGAGAGAUACUUAAAUGAACAAGGAUGCACCUGGACCUUUAAUCCACCACAUUCUUCCCACAUGGGUGGCGUCUGGGAAAGGAUGAUAGGGAUAGCAAGGAAAAUAUUGGAUUCCAUCUUAUUGCAGGUGGGGAGCUCAAGACUCACACGAAAGCUUGACCACCUUCUUGGCAGAAGUUUCAGCAUUCCGAGUGCUCCUCUUGGAGAUUUCAAUGACAAAGACCUCUACAGACGACAAUGGAGACAAGUGCAAAGUCUUUCUAAUGCCUUCUGGGAUAGGUGGAGGAAACAGUAUAUCUCUACUCUUCAAUCGACAAGGAAGUGGCAAACUAACAAGCCGAACAUCAGACCUGGGGAUGUCGUGCUCAUGAAAGACAACCAGUUGCAUCGAAAUGAGUGGCCAUUGGGUCUCAUCACCAACACAUUCCCAAGCAAAGAUGGGAACGUACGCAAACCCGAAGUCAAAGUGUGGAGGCUUGGCGAAUGCAAGUUAUUCCUUAGGCCAGUGGCAGAACUUGUUUUGUUGUUAUCACCUAAUCUACCUAGUAGUGGCAUCAGUUGGCGCCAGGCGGGGAGUGUUCUGUCCAGCCUGGGUUCCAUAACCAUUUACCAUUUGCCAUAGCUUUCAAUAAUGAGAGUUCAUUAACUAGGUUAUAGCACCAUCUAGUGGUGUUAAGUUGUAUAACAUCUUGUUUUUCCUGUUGUAAUAAUUCUGCCUUGUGGGUGGAGUUACACAUCGUGGGUUCUUGCAAGGCACUCUGGGAAGGAGAAGGGGCAGUCCUCAGUCUCCUGGACACAGAAUCAGAGCUGUUUCUUCAUGUCUCUCUUCUAAAACUCCACCAUCUGUGUAACAGCAUAUCUGGUGAGUCACUUACCUCUGUAACUAGGGCAUUAUAGUAUGCAGAGCUGUGCAGAUGUUUGGAUUACUACUCAGGAAAGUUAACUGUGUAGAUGUUAGACUGUUAGCUAGCCAUGCAGUCUUAUGUACAGGCAGUCAUUGUACCAUGUGCUUCACUGUUAUGUAUGAUGCAUGCAGUUCUUAUACUCUGUACUUAUACAUGUCUUUUUGUAUUCUUAUAGUUUUACCACCUAUUCAUUCAAGUACAUAUUCAUUCAUGUACUUAUUACAACCUGUUGACCAAUAAACCUGUUGAACUACAAAGAACAGUCCUCUUAUUUGGAAGACAGGGAUGGUUUAUGCUGGAUGUCAGACUAUAUACUGUGUGAACAUGUAGGAAGAUAUAACAAUAUACAAUGUAUCCAGAAAGUCUUCAUCCCCAAUCACUAUACACAAUAUAUCCA
This is a messenger RNA of Hyla sarda, 10394 nucleotides long. RefSeq lists its product as uncharacterized. Bases 8401 to 9714 code for a protein of 437 amino acids. Gene Ontology annotation, biological process: DNA integration. The transcript is spliced from 2 exons. Gene Ontology annotation, molecular function: nucleic acid binding. The record is from RefSeq and is a predicted model, not a curated record. Lineage: Eukaryota; Metazoa; Chordata; Amphibia; Anura; Hylidae.